AUGGCUCAUAAAACGGACGACGAAUACGAUUACUUAUUCAAAGUUGUCCUAAUAGGAGAUUCUGGAGUGGGGAAGUCUAAUCUGCUCUCUAGGUUUACCCGCAACGAGUUUUGCCUGGAGUCGAAAUCAACUAUUGGAGUUGAGUUUGCAACUCGAAGCAUUCAGGUUGAUGGGAAGACAAUCAAGGCGCAGAUCUGGGAUACAGCAGGUCAAGAAAGAUAUCGCGCAAUCACAAGCGCUUAUUACAGAGGAGCUGUCGGUUGCCUGCUUGUCUAUGACAUCACGAAACCUGUGACGUACGAGAACGUUGAGAGAUGGCUGAAGGAAUUACGAGACCAUGCAGACGCGAACAUUGUGAUUACCCUUGUCGGCAACAAGUCUGACCUGAGACACCUCAGAGUGGUUGCUACAGAAGACGCGCAGUCUUUUGCAGGUAAGUGUGUUGUUCCUUCUCUUGCUCCUGGUCCAGCAGCAACGCCGUGCUGA
This is a messenger RNA of Closterium sp. NIES-65, 486 nucleotides long. NCBI's taxonomy places the organism in Eukaryota, Viridiplantae, Streptophyta, Zygnematophyceae, Desmidiales, Closteriaceae. The record is from the annotation of a GenBank genome assembly.